This is a messenger RNA of Ixodes scapularis (black-legged tick), 4812 nucleotides long. RefSeq lists its product as uncharacterized. Bases 394 to 1167 code for a protein of 257 amino acids. The record is from RefSeq and is a predicted model, not a curated record. Gene Ontology annotation, molecular function: oxidoreductase activity, acting on the CH-CH group of donors. The transcript has 5 exons. Lineage: Eukaryota; Metazoa; Arthropoda; Arachnida; Ixodida; Ixodidae. Gene Ontology annotation, cellular component: membrane. Gene Ontology annotation, biological process: lipid metabolic process.
GACAAAAAGUAACAAAAAAGUGGUUAGUUGCCCCAUCCGCGGUGAAAGGGCGCUUUUACGAGUUUUAAAUAAUUAUUUGAGAAACUUUCGCUCAUUUUAAAUUGCUCGGUUGUCAAUAUAAUUUAGAUCAUGCGAAUAAUAUGUUAUGAUUCUAGUUCUGCUGUACAAUACAUUUUUAUUGACACACGGCCCUUGAUCACGUGGUUUGCGAUUACCAGAGGCUUUCUACAAACUGUGUGAUAAACUUUGGUUUGGGCCGACGCCACUAACCUUGCGUUCGGAGUUUUCUAUCGAAGUUGUAGGUGUUGUAGUACUGCAUAACUUGUGGUGAACGGGAGUUUUGCGUGAGUAAUCAGGCGGCAGCAAUCGGCGGCGCUGCCUCGAAGUGUCAAGAUGCGCAACAAUGUCCUCAUCAGUUGCGCGCUCAUCAAUAUCGGUAUUCAGUGGGGUUUCUUCGUCAUUUCGGCCGUGCUCAAGACUGAACUCCUCUUCGACAUCGUAGGCUCCUUCACGUUCAUCUUGCUGGUACUGCUAAGCUACCACUGGGGGAGCAGCUACACACUACGGCAGCAGAUCCAGACCUGGAUGGUCGUCAUCUGGGCUCUCAGGCUGGGCCUCUACCUGUUCACACGCAAGCUUCGCCGUGGGAAAAAUUGGCAUCAAGAAAGCCUGCCACCACCGCGGCGACGGAAAUAUUUUCUCUGGUGGACGCUUCAAGCCGCCCGCGUGGUUGUGACGCUGCUCCCGACGCUGCUGCUCAACACCAGCCGGCGCAGCAUUCCCCUCGGGGUCCGGGAUUUUGCUGGAUGGUGCCUCUGGGCCGUGGGCUUCGGCUUUGAGUUCCUGGCUGACCACCAGAUGGCCACCUUCCACAGCGACCCCGCCAAUGAGGGCAAAUUCAUCUCAUCGGGUCUGUGGAGCGUGUCACGGCAUCCCAACUAUUUUGGAGAAAUCCUGCUCUGGCUGGGGCUGUACCUGUCGGCCAGCUCGGUGCUGCAGCGCAUGGAGUUUCUGUGCGUGCUCUGCCCCAUUGUGGACCUCCUGCUCCUCACGAGGGUCACGGGCGUGCCAGUCCUGGAGCGAGAGGGCUUUCGCCGGUGGGGCAACGACCCCGCUUACCACGAGUACCUGCGGUCCACAGCCCUCUUGGUACCCUAUCUCUGGUAGCCUGCCUUUCAAGCACAUGCAAGAUACUUUGACCCCGUGGUUCAUGGUGUUCUUGAUAUUAGCUGUGGUGAGGUACUCUGGUGGUUGUAAACACCAGAAAGAUUAUCAGGCACCUUUCACCUACGGCAUCUCUGAUGUGCGGUCUGGUAGCGUGCCAAAAGACACCAAGAACUUGUACCGAGGGAACACAGUGCCUCCAGUUUUCGAUGCCUCUGGCAUGAAGCACAAGUGAUUUCUCCCCUGUGGUACCAUUCCUUCUUGCUACUGCAGAAUCAGAUUAUGGUGCCUUGGAUGGGAAGCACAAGACUGUUCCAGCCGUGGUCUAUUUUACUCCUGGUAACUUACCACUGGUAGGAAACAAGGGACUAAGUACAGUCAGCACUAAAACAGAUGAGCACAAAUGAGCGAUUGCCGGGCUGACGGAAACGACAUUGCCUGGUGGGUGCCACUUUUGUAGCACUGGAGGAGCCGGCAGGCAGCGUCUGUUGGUAAGAGCACUUCUGGAACAUUGCUGCUGUAGCUGCCUCAGGCUUUUGCUUGCUCGUUGAGAGCAGCGGUACCUUCUUUUUCAAUCGCUGUUUUAACUGUCAUUGGCACUUUUUAAGGCGCCGAACCAGUAAGGAUCAUAGACAACGUAGUAAAAAGAAACUUUUGUCAAGUGUAAUUGUCUGCCUAUGCGGAGUGCAAGUUCGUCUGCUUCUUUUGCAGGGGUUGUGGUGGCAUCAGAAUGCCGAGCUCUGAUUGGUUCUGAAUGAAGGAAUAGUGGGUAGACUUCAAGGUAAUCAGAGCUCAGCGUCGUUCUGACAUCACCGAAACUCCUGUGCAAGAAGCAGACGAACUUGCGGUCCGCAUAGUCUUCCAAAGCACCAACAGAUUGAGAGGUGGGAAUGACCACUCGGUGUAUUUGCGGCAACAAUUUGACCGCUUGUGCUAACCUUUUUUAGCGCCGACCGUACCAAGAGAAUAUAUUUGAUGCGUGUUACACAAGUGCAAGCUCGUCCAGUGACUUGAGCAUAUGGAACAAAGCCCUCCCCGUUUUCAGUGGGACAUUACUCUGGUGCCUGAGAUAUGCUUGGGAUGCCAAGAGAUUUUAAUGCAACCAUGGCAGCCUUUGGGAAGUGGAUUGGCUUCAUGAUCAAAGCUCUUUGGCAAAGUGCAAGGGAUAUUUUCUAUAAUAGCGAGUUUGUCUCACACGCACCGCGCGAGUUCUCUUCCAGGGUACAUCGCAAUCGCAUAGUACCUCGCGGAGAACCGGGCCCGAACGAACUUGCCGAGUGCAAACUGAUGCUGUCGCCAUCUAUUUUAAAGCAAGAAUACCGACCUCAAACCGAAAUGACAGGCGGGAAUAUCAGGCGGUGCGGUCGCUGCAAUGUUCAUAUUUUUAAUGACUUAAACAGCGCUAUUGUCGUGAAGAUGUUUAAAGACAAAAUAUCUUUCUGCCAUAAAAACUGCUUGUAAGAAAUAACAGAAGGCGAGCAAUCUUUCCAGUCUUAUAUAAUUUUUUACACUGGAAAAAACACACUCUAUACCAACCGUGCAGAAGCUUGAUCAGGGCGUAAGUCACUGAAAGGAUAGGGUUUCAAACUGGUCCGUUGAAACCUCCAGCAAUACGUUUCAUGGCACCUUCGAUUUCAAUCCUUGGUUGCAUACAGCUGGGUCAGCUUUUAUCCCUAAUGCGGAGAUCGAGGGCAUUCUUGAACAAAGAAGCGAGGAUGCAAGAUAACUGGUGUAGGUAAAUGUUAAGCAUGGUGAUCUUGCCCGAGUCUCAGUUAAAAUCGCUAUGUUUAGCUUUCUCAACUGCUAAUUGGGAGAGCUUUGUCAACAAAUGUCCAUUCGUGAGUCCACAAUCGGUAAUGUUUUAGCAACAACUUUUUAUCCAUACUCCCACAAGAGAGGUCUAUAGCCGCCGCAGCUGUAUGCGUUUGUCCUGAUACUUUCUAUCGCGUGUCGUUCAAUUUACGUGAAUACGGUUAGAGAACUACUCAAAACUUGUAAAAGUGUGGGUUGACAAUUGCUUCCUUCAAGAAAUAGUAGAAAAUCGAAAUUCAAGCUUGCAUUGAAUCCCCUUUCUCGUGGGACGCAAUCUCUAGCAGAAAAUCCACUUUUGUUUUUUGGUUUCACUAGGCACAAAUGGCAGCUCAUAGUAGACGAGUAGCAGACGAACACCUGUCGUCUGCUACUCGUCCGCUCGGUGCAAAUGGCAGCUCGUAUUAAAUGAGAAGCCGACGAACACCUGUCGUCUGCUCUCGCACCCCGACGGGAUUGCAUUUUGGCGCACGCUCGAUUCUCUCGGUGCAGCCAGUGCAUGCACGCUUGAAGUGCCAGCCGGAGCGAACCUGCUCCAUGCUGCAAAUGGGCAAGCGAGAGCACAAGUGCAGUGAAACCAACUCACUAUAAAGUUGUAGUGAAUUUGUGAAAUCAUAACAAAUGUAGCGGGAAAGCUUGCACUACCCUUUCUAUUCCUAAAGAGAAGUUUGUGAGGCAAGAUGGUCCCGGUGAUUCGUGGAGGGUGCAAGUUUGUCACAAAUGUGUCCAUGAGGUGGGGAACGUGCAACUACAGUAGUUCUCGCGUCUUCUCGUGUAUGCCUUGGGUGCCUUUUGAGGUUCCAGUAGAUGGACAGCACAUGCAGCAGACAAUGUACUACCGUCAAAAUUUGGAGGUAGUCAUUUAUUGGGGGAUGGUCGCUCCUUGAGUCAAUAAUAUGUAAAAUUAUGUCCUCCGUGUAUUUUAUGAAUGUUACAAAAUUGAUGGGGGGGGGGGGGGGGGGCACCUAUUGUGGAAUGGGCAGAUGCUUGGUAUUUUAUGGUAGUUCUUGAACCACAAACUCUAGUGAUGUUUAUGGUGUAUUCUCACGAUGGAAUUUUUCUCGUGGAGAAGUCUUGGGAGCGGGCAUACGUCAUUGAGUUUGGAGGUCACAUGACCCGCGUCAUGGGGAUAACCGCGGAGGGCCUGUUAGCGGCUCACCGUCACCUCGUCUGGAUGGAAAUGGCAACGAACGAGCCAGCGCUGCUUUGCCCUUUUACUCUUAGUUUUGCUCUUAGCUGCGCCUCGACGGAAAACACAGCCGACUCCCCCGUGUGAAUGCUAGCCCGGUUAUCUCCGAGUGUCGUCGCCUCCGUCGCGGCUUAUCCUCCUCGCAGGUUUUUGACGAAGCCAGUUUCUCAAGUUUUCAUCGUGGAGAUACAUCUCUCGUGCGAAUACACUAUUUAAGCACAAAAAUCUAGCAAAGAUCAACUACCGUUAAAUCCCAAGCAGGUGCCCUCUCAAAAUUUGGAGAUAAUCAUGUAAAUGUAAAGAUAUGUAAAGAUAUUGCUCGCGUAUGUUUUGUAUGUUACAAGAUUGAAGGGUGGGCAUUUAUUGUGGAAUGGGUGGAUGCUCGGUAUUUUACGGUACUUGCAGCAUUUCUGGAAAGCCCUUAGAUUAUGGCAGCAGCCCACAGCUGCUUGUAAGGCCCCAAUGUUGUUAAAAUUUCAGGUUGGACGAGUUGGUUGUUCAUGUUGGUCGACGUUGCAGUGCAUUUGAAAACCUCGCUCCAGCUUCCAAACACACAAAAAACAAAACAUUCACACAGUGCUUACUAACAACUCUGUAUUGCGUGAUAAACUUCUGCUUCUACUUCUACUUCAGUUGAAGACGAUUUUCAA